AUGGCUGAAGUACUUAGUGAAUUCCCUGAAUUAACAACAGUUGUUAAAGGAAAAGAAGAGUCUAUUAUGUAAAGAACAUGUUUAGUUGCAAAUACUUCCAAUAUGCCUGUCGCAGCUAGAGAAGCUUCAAUUUAUACAGGAAUUACCCUUGCAGAAUAUUUCAGAGAUAUGGGUUAUAAUGUAAGUAUGAUGGCUGAUUCAACGUCACGUUGGGCUGAAGCUUUAAGAGAAAUUUCCGGUCGUUUAGCUUAAAUGCCUGCAGAUGCAGGUUAUCCUGCUUAUUUAGCAAAUAAACUUGCUUAUUUCUAUGAAAGAGCUGGAAGAGUUAGAUGUUAUGGAAGUCCUGAUAGAGAAGGUUCAAUCUCUAUAGUAGGAGCUGUGUCUCCGCCUGGUGGUGAUUUUACAGAUCCAGUUACUGUAGCUACAUUAUCUAUAGCAUAGGUAUUUUGGGGUAUAGAUAAAAAAUUGGCUUAAAGAAAACAUUUCCCCAGUGUUAAUUGGAAUAUCUCAACUUCUAAUUAUGAAAGAUAACUUGAUCCCUAUUUUAGUGAUUUUGAUCCUGAAUUUUCAUAUUGA
This is a messenger RNA of Ichthyophthirius multifiliis, 576 nucleotides long. RefSeq names its product vacuolar ATP synthase catalytic subunit a, putative. Lineage: Eukaryota; Ciliophora; Oligohymenophorea; Hymenostomatida. Gene Ontology annotation, biological process: ATP metabolic process; proton transmembrane transport. The record is from RefSeq and is a predicted model, not a curated record. The transcript has a single exon. Gene Ontology annotation, molecular function: ATP binding; proton-transporting ATPase activity, rotational mechanism.